This is a messenger RNA of Cajanus cajan (pigeon pea), 1188 nucleotides long. Its product is annotated as putative carboxylesterase 12. The record is from RefSeq and is a predicted model, not a curated record. Gene Ontology annotation, molecular function: hydrolase activity. NCBI's taxonomy places the organism in Eukaryota, Viridiplantae, Streptophyta, Magnoliopsida, Fabales, Fabaceae.
ACCUACCAAUACCAUAGCUUUUCAUUUAUCCUUCAUCACAUAAACCAAGAUACUUGCCCAUGGAUUCCAGCUCUAGCGAAGUAGCACAGGACUUCUCACCCUUUCUCAAAAUCUUCAAAGACGGUCGCUUGGUCAGACUCAUGGGCUGCGACGUCCUUCCCCCCUCUCGCGAUCCCGCAACAGACGUCGAAUCCAAAGACGUCGUCAUCUCCAAAGACGACGACGUAUCGGCCAGGAUCUUUCUUCCCAAACUCCAUCAUCCAACCCAGAAGCUCCCUCUACUCGUCUACUUCCACGGCGGGGGUUUCUGCAUAGAAACACCCUUCUCGCCUCCUUACCACAACUUCCUCAACUCAAUCGUUUCCAAGGCCCACAUCGUUGCUGUCUCCGUUCACUACAGAAGAGCCCCGGAGCACCCCGUUCCCGUCGCUCACGAAGACUCUUGGGCUUCGCUCAAAUGGGCCGCGGCCCAUGUCGGCGGAGACGGCCCUGAGGAGUGGCUCAAUCGCCACGCUGAUUUCGGGAGGGUGUUUUUCGCUGGAGACAGCGCCGGAGCGAACAUCUCGCACCACAUGGGUAUUCGGGUCGGGACCCACGGGCUUCCGGGUCUGGAUCUUCGGGGAAUUGUUUUGGUGCAUCCUUUCUUUUGGGGCGUGGAGCGAAUUGGAUCUGAGGCACAAAAGGCCGAAGGUGUUGGCAUAGUGGAUAAUUUAUGGCGUUUUACUUGCCCCGCCUCGAGUGGAUCCGACGACCCGUUGAUGAACCCGGCUAAGGAUCCGAAUCUGGGGAAGCUGGGUUGCGAGAGAGUGCUGGUUUGUGUUGCUGAGAAUGAUUUGCUGAAGGAUAGGGGCUGGUAUUACAAGGAGUUGCUGGACAAGUGUGGGUGGAAGGGUGUUGUUGAGGUCAUGGAGGCAAUUGGAGAAGGCCACGUGUUUCACUUGUUAGAUCCCGAUUCUCACAACGCUGUCUCUUUGCUAGAUCGAAUUGCUUCCUUUAUCAACCAUAGUUAGGGAUUAUAACUUAUGUCUGCAAAAACUUCGGACUUUGCAGACAAAGUUGUAUGUUGACAUCCUUCGUUUACUUGCAUUUUAGUUUUCAGAAUCUGCGCUUUCAGUUUGUUUUAUGUCAUUGGCUGCUUUCUAAGAUCAGUAUAAUGGUAUAAUAUUAUCUUAGCUUUUUCAUUAAUUA